AUGCCCGCUGCAUCCCCACAUUGUUGGAGCCUCACGGAGGAUGCGGACAUGCUGAACUACGUGGGCGCCUCCUCCUGGGAGGGCGAGCAGGCGGCGAGGCCCAUCCUGGCGGAACGCUACAAGACGAAGUUUUGUCGCAACUACAUGGAAACGGGGAUGUGUCUGUACGGGUGGCGGUGUAUGUUCGCCCACGGCGCACAUGAGCUACGGACACCGGAGAUGAACUUCCAUGACGGCCUCGUUACAGAAGAGGCCAUUCGCGCGUUUCGGCGUCGACGGGCCGCACCGGCGUACUUCUAUGCGGCCCCGCGUAACGGCGCCCUGCGCCACAGGAUGCGGAAAGCGGCACCCGCGACACAGUACACGCACAACCCCUACGCUUGCGACCUUCUUCCACUGCAAAACCGUCUCUACAGCCAAGCACCGGCGCUGGGGACGCUGCCCGGUACGACAGAGCCACUUUGUUGUUGCGGCUAUGGACACACGUGCUGCAGCUACUUGGACUCCAUUGAAAACCAAGAUGGCUGUGCAUCCUACGUUGAAAUAACACAGUCACCCGAUUGCUACGCAUUCCGUAAUGAUGACGCUGAGCUUUCCGCGUGUAGCAGCAUUGGUAGUGACUCGGAGGAUAACCGCCAGCCAACAACGCCCUAUAAGGCACACUCCAAAGAACAACCGCCCAUGGAAGAUGUGGAGAAUGGAACAGAGGCACCGUAG
Messenger RNA from Trypanosoma rangeli, 717 nucleotides. Its product is annotated as Zinc finger protein CTH1. The transcript has a single exon. The record is from RefSeq and is a predicted model, not a curated record. The coding region runs from base 1 to 717 and encodes 238 amino acids. Gene Ontology annotation, molecular function: metal ion binding. NCBI's taxonomy places the organism in Eukaryota, Euglenozoa, Kinetoplastea, Trypanosomatida, Trypanosomatidae.